AUGGCAGGGAGACAUAGAAAUGAAAAAGUAGAUGGUGAAUCCCCAAACUUCUUUUCUAACCUUGGUUCUGGAAGCCCUAAACCCAGACAGAAGUUUGGGGGAAUGUUCUGCAAUGUGGAGGGGGCAUUUGAAAACAAAACCAUCAAUUUUGAUUCACUGAGUGUUGGAAAGAAAACUUCCAAGAAGCUGGAAUUAAGCCAUUCAAACCCAUGCUUAGAUGAGCUUAGUGUAUCCGGCAGUGAGUGCAGCAGCCUGGGGAGCCUUGAUGGGCAAGGAGCUGACAAACUGGAUGAUCAGGAGGUAGAACCAGACAAGGGGGAUCUGGUACCAAAAGAUGCAAAGAGUGACCGGCUCCUAAUUAAAGCAGGAAAGAUAGUGAACGAUGACCAGUCAUUUCUAGCUGAUAUAUAUGUUGAAGAUGGGUUAAUCAAACAAAUUGGGGAGAACCUUAUAGUUCCUGGCGGAGUAAAGACCAUUGAUGCACAUGGUAUGCUUGUUAUACCAGGAGGGAUAGACGUCCACACACGGCUACAGAUGCCAGUAAUGGGAUUGACCGCUGCAGAUGACUUCUUUCAAGGAACAAAAGCUGCACUGGCUGGCGGCACUACAAUGAUAAUUGACCAUGUUUUUCCUGACGCUGGGAUGAACUUAGUUGCAGCAUAUGAUCAGUGGCGAGAAUGGGCUGAAGGAAAAGUCUGCUGCGAUUACUCCCUGCAUGUGGAUAUCACAUACUGGCAUGAAAGUCUUAAAGAAGAGUUAGAGGCAUUAGUGAAAGAUAAAGGUGUGAAUUCAUUUCUGGUCUUUAUGGGUUACAAAGACAAAUACCAGUGCACAGACGCUCAGAUGUACGAAAUAUUCAGUAUUAUUCGUGAACUUGGAGCCAUAGCGCAAGUGCACGCCGAAAACGGGGACAUCAUUCUAGAAGAGCAAAAGCGUGUCUUAGAACUUGGCAUUACUGGCCCUGAAGGCCACAUACUGAGUCACCCAGAGGAGGUUGAAGCUGAAGCAACGUACCGUGCAAUAACUAUAGCAAAACAAGCCAACUGCCCCUUGUACAUUACCAAGGUUAUGAGCAAAGGGGCUGCAGAUGUGAUCGCUCAGGCAAGAAGAAAAGGUACUGUUGUUUAUGGAGAGCCAAUUACAGCUUCUCUUGGGACAGAUGGCAGUCACUAUUGGAGUAAGAAUUGGGCAAAGGCUGCAGCAUUUGUUACCUCUCCUCCUUUAAGCACUGACCCGGCAACACCAGAUUAUUUAUGUUCAUUACUGUCCUGUGCAGACUUACAAGUAACAGGGAGCGCACACUGUACCUUUACUACCGCUCAGAAAGCUGUAGGAAAAGAUAAUUUCAUCUUAAUACCUGAAGGAACAAAUGGAAUUGAAGAAAGAAUGACAAUUAUUUGGGACAAAUGUGUAGCUUCAGGGAGAAUGGAUGAGAAUGAAUUUGUUGCUGCAACCAGCACGAACGCCGCCAAGAUAUUUAAUUUAUAUCCCAGGAAAGGAAGAGUUGCUAUAGGUUCUGAUGCUGACCUGGUUAUCUGGAAUCCAAAAACUGUAAAAAUAAUAUCGGCAAAGCAUCAUAAUUCGGCAGUAGAGUUGAACAUAUUUGAAGGUCUUGAAUGUCAUGGAGCUCCAGAGGUGGUUAUCAGUCAAGGGAAAAUUGUGUUGGAAGACGGGAAUCUUUAUGUGAGCCAGGGUUCUGGGCGGUUCAUCCCAAGAAAAACAUUCCCUGACUAUGUGUAUAAAAGGAUCAAGGCCCGGAACAGGUUUGCUGAGAUCCGUGGUGUUCCAAGAGGACUUUAUGAUGGACCGGUACAUGAGGUCAUAAUAACAGAUGCAUCUGCUGCCCAGACACCGACCUCAAGGACAGCGACCGGUGCAGGGAAAACACAGAUGACCCCAGGUCGUAAUCUGCAUAGAUCUGGAUUCAGUUUGUCUGGAUCUCAAAUGGAUGAUCAUAUUCCCAGACGUACAACUCAAAAAAUAGUAGCACCCCCUGGUGGCCGUUCUAAUAUAACAUCUCUUUCCUAAUACUAUACAGAUUGGAUACCAAAACGUCUGUUUGAAAGUAAAAACAAAACAAAAGGAAUCUGCACGAUUAUUAUGGUGGAAUACUAUCUCUUGAAGCAAUGCACCAAUUCACAAUUGUUUGUGUAUGAAGGUUGGAAGGGAUAUAGGUCAAUGUUGAAAAGUAGGCUAUAAAUGCUAUGUUUUGGCUUAGCCUGGGAAUAAUUGUUCAUAUUGAUUGAGCAAAAGCUAUUAGCUUGUUAGGUUUGUUCUGACAUUUUGGCUGGAUCAGUAUCAGUAACAAAAUUGUUGCCAACUGAAAUAUGAGUGAUAUGUUUUUUUUAUUUAUUUUUUUAUUUGUUAUUUUAGACUUUGUACACUCCUAGUAUAUCAGUGCUACAUACUGUACACAUCUAAAGGAUUGUUAAAUAAAGUUGCCAUCUCAUAAAGGGAUAUUAAACUCAACAUUUGAUUUCUCCAUAAAAUGUUUAAUUAAAAACAACAUUCCUUUAUUCAUAAUUUAGUUUACCUGCUUGGUCAGAUUGUGAUUAGUUAGACUACACGCUCAUUUACAUGUAUCCCUACAUAAGCACAGCAAAGAAGGCCAGGAAUAUGGAUUCCACCUGACGUUUCAAGAGCAGAAUGCCUUAGCUGCUCUUUAUUUGCAAAACUUUGUAAACUCUGCUAACAGACUGACAGUAUUAAAUGAUUAAAA
Messenger RNA from Bombina bombina (fire-bellied toad), 2719 nucleotides. It is a transcript of the gene DPYSL4, whose product is annotated as dihydropyrimidinase like 4. Bases 1 to 2028 code for a protein of 675 amino acids. Gene Ontology annotation, molecular function: hydrolase activity, acting on carbon-nitrogen (but not peptide) bonds, in cyclic amides. Gene Ontology annotation, cellular component: cytosol; cytoplasm. The transcript is spliced from 14 exons. The record is from RefSeq and is a predicted model, not a curated record. NCBI's taxonomy places the organism in Eukaryota, Metazoa, Chordata, Amphibia, Anura, Bombinatoridae.